AAUCGGAAAGUGUAUAAUCAUUGAACGCCAUAUUUUUUCAACUUCAUUCUGGAAAAAAGUCAUCAUGUGGAGUACCAUUUUCUUGCAAAGUUUUCAAUAGUAUUUGAUAGUAGUAGAUUUGGAAUAUUGUCUUAUUUUAAAGUACGGUAUAAUCUAUAUAUUGUGAGCAAGGGAGCUGUAAUAAAACGUUGGAAUAGUGCAAUCAUCCUCCGUUUUAAGCCGCAACAUUUGACGCCAUGGAUUUCUCACCGAGUCCAGAGAGUGACACUUCUGGCUACUAUAGGAAUCGCAACCACCGGGACGAUCGGGACCGAGGCAACCGUGGACGCUCAAAGGAACGUCACUAUCGAAGCAGCCGGUACAGUCGCAGUCGGUCUAGAUCCUACAGUCGCGAGCGUUAUAUUAGCAACAGUAACCGUAGAAGCCCGGAAAGAGAUCUUUACAGGGACUUGAUCGAUCAGGAUUAUGGUGAUAACUCAUAUGAUAACAGUUUUUGCAGAGAUCGCUAUCGGCACAGGAGUCGUGAUCGAGACCGUCGUUCGCGUGAAAGAGAUCGCAAGGAUCGUGAUAAACAGAACAAGAGAAACAACUAUUCACCUGUUCACAAUGCGAAUGACUUCGAUGAUAACUACGACAGUGGCGAUAAUCAAGAGUUUUUCUAUCAGCAAAAGCCAAACAACAAAAUUAUCAUUCGUGGAUUGGCUGCUCAUAUAACUGAAGCCGAUAUCAACAGUGACCUUAUCCAAUGUGGUCUACAAGCUUUGCAUGUACGACUGAUCCGGAGAAAAAGAACAGGUGCAUCGAGAGGUUUCGCAUUUGUCGAGUUCCGCACAGAAGAGGAAGCAACUCGCUGGAUUUGCUACAAACAGGGUAUGCUCAUUUUCAACGAUCAUCGUGCUGUCAUGCAGUACACCUACUCGCUACCAGCCGAAAUGCGUGCGAAGGAUAAACCACCAACUGACUGGUACUGCGCAAAGUGUGGUGUUUUCAACUUCAAACGUCGUGAAAAUUGCUUCAAAUGUUUUGCCUCACGCGAGGAGAGCGAAAAAGGUGGCGAAGGUAGUGAUGAAAUUAGUAGUAUUUUAACUAAGAAGAUCAUGCUGAGAAACUUGGACGUACUGACGAAUGAAGAAAGUGUACUCUGUACUAUGCAAGAGAAGGUUCCAGAACUAGUGUCGAAAAUUUCCAAAAUUAUGAUCUGUAGAGAUCCGUUGACCCAGACUUCGCGGGGCAUUUGCUAUUUGCAUUUCGACAACCUGCUCGAUUCAAUGAACACGUACAACGCUUUAAAAGCAAUCACUCCGAUUCUGAAAAUCGACAGCCGAGAGGUUUUAAUUACAUAUUGCGUUGAUGCCGAAAAUCGGAACCUCAUCAAGGGCGCUAAUAGCAAGACCGCAAAUAAAUGCGACUACUAUCAGGAUCCGGCAACUGCCAUAGCUGCAGCCGCUGCCGCUGGGCCUUAUCCGAGUAAUUAUGAGUACACGCUAGCGGAUGUUCCACGUCUAGCAGAGUAUAGUGCAUCGGUAUAUGCUUCUAACCCGACAGAACACGAACAUUAUCUGCAAUUCUAUACUAACUACUAUGUUACGCAAAUUUCUCAGGGCCAAAUGACCAGCUUACCAAGCGAAGCUCAACUUGGCGAGACUGCAAAUUCUGGUGCAGCUGUCGCACAAUCUGCCUUAGCUCGCAAACAAAGCAAAAACAAAUCUGAAGCUUCGUCAACAGCUUCAACCAGCACAUCGUCUAACCCAGCCGCAAUCAUCGCACCUCAGCCGUUGCAAAUACCUAACGGCACCGAUGGUAAAAAAUAUCCUGCCCCAGAUGUCUCCCAAUAUCAGUACGAUGAAACUUCCGGUUUCUACUAUGACCCAUCGACGGGACUGUAUUACGAUUCCAACUCACAGUACUACUACAACAAUGAAACCUGUUCCUAUCUUUACUGGGACACCGAAAACAGCACAUACGUGGCAGCCCCAUCCACAUCGACCGCCGCGAGUACAGCAACGGAUUCUACGGCGGCAGCUGCUAAUGGAGAUAAGACUGAGAAAACCAAAUCGAAAGAUCAGCCUCACGACAAGGUGAAGGUGGCGAAAAAGAUCGUUAAAGACAUGGAGAAGUGGGCGAAACAACUCAACCAGAAGAAAGAUUAUAGCGUACUGCAGCCACCUGCUAAAGUCGAAGAGGCUACCCUGUACUCAUCACAAGGUCAAAUUUCUGGUAAGCCUGUUGAGUCCAGUGGAGGCUACGCGGACGUAGGGUUCUCUUUACUGGAGAAGAAACAAACCACACAAGCAGUGUCCAACUUUCUCAUGGGACAAGCUAAAGCAGCAACGAGUAAAGCAAACAGUAAUCUGGUAUCUCAAUAUGGUUCCGAUUCUGACAAUGAUGGCGAAGAAGCUCUAAGUGAUCGGGAUUAUGUAGAUUUCGAAAAGCUCACCUGUCUUCUCUGUAAACGUGCAUUCCAAUCACAGGAAAUACUGAACAAGCAUUUGAAAAUGUCUUCAUUGCACAAGGAAAAUUUACAAAAAUUCAAUUUACAAAGGGGAACAGGUGCAUCCAGCGGCAUGACGAACAAGGGGGGAUCUUAUAGAGAUCGUGCAAAGGAACGGCGGUUAAAGUAUGGAGAAGCAGAUCCACCACCAGUUAAUAAGAGCAAGGAACGCUUCCAACGAGAGCUAGAAAAGCAAACACAAGCAGCUUUUACCCCAAAUAUAGCAUCAGUUCCGAUAAGUCAAAGUAAUGUAGGGAACAAACUCCUGCAAAAGAUGGGAUGGUCUGAAGGACAAGGACUUGGUAGAAGUAAUCAAGGUCGUACCAACAUUAUUGAGACUGAAACGCGGGUUGCAAACGCUGGUUUGGGUAUCAAAGCUUCACAGUAUGGAAAUACCGGAGAUGAUUACAAAACGUACAUCAAGAAGAUGAUGAAAUCUCGAUACGAACAGGUCGAUGUGAAAGACUAAAAGCAUGGUAUAGCUUCCGCCAAUCUGAGCAAUGGUCGUGGCUUUUUUUAAAUAUAGUUAUUAUGUUGUACAAUAUGAAGUUAUAAUUUAUAGGUUGCAAUUUAACUAUUUGAUAGUAAAA
This is a messenger RNA of Malaya genurostris, 3081 nucleotides long. Its product is annotated as RNA-binding protein 5-A-like. Gene Ontology annotation, biological process: mRNA splicing, via spliceosome. NCBI's taxonomy places the organism in Eukaryota, Metazoa, Arthropoda, Insecta, Diptera, Culicidae. The record is from RefSeq and is a predicted model, not a curated record. Gene Ontology annotation, molecular function: RNA binding. The transcript has 12 exons. Gene Ontology annotation, cellular component: nucleus. The coding region runs from base 237 to 2960 and encodes 907 amino acids.